Messenger RNA from Crotalus tigris (Tiger rattlesnake), 2079 nucleotides. It is a transcript of the gene ARL16, whose product is annotated as ADP ribosylation factor like GTPase 16. NCBI's taxonomy places the organism in Eukaryota, Metazoa, Chordata, Lepidosauria, Squamata, Viperidae. The record is from RefSeq and is a predicted model, not a curated record. Bases 71 to 658 code for a protein of 195 amino acids. The transcript is spliced from 5 exons. Gene Ontology annotation, molecular function: GTPase activity; GTP binding.
GCUUUCCGGCGGCAAGCCUUAGCGAUUGGGUGAAGAGUGAACGAAGUAAACUGUCGCUCCGAACCAAUGAAUGCUGCGAAGAACGUUGGCGACCGUAGAGUCUGCCUUGGUUGCUAUGGGAAUGGCGGGAAGCUGUUCUUCUCUCUACCUGCUUCUCGGGGCUACCGGGGUGGGAAAGUCGCUGCUGGUGAAGCGGCUGCAGAAGCUGAGCUCCAAAGAUGGGGCCAAGGACCUUGGAGAACCACCAGCUACUUUGCCAACGGUAGGCACAAAUCUUACCGAUCUCUCAGUAGGAAAGAAGAUCACAGUUCGAGAGCUAGGAGGCUGCAUGGGUCCUAUCUGGUCCAGUUACUAUAGUGACUGCCAUGCUGUCCUGUAUAUGAUUGAUGCUGCCAAUCCUACUCAGAUUUCCGCAUCCUGUGUCCAGCUUCUGUCCCUCCUUUCUGCUGAACAGCUAACAUCGGUUCCUGUCCUCCUCAUUUUCAACAAAAUUGACUUACCAUGCUACAUGUCCCUGGUGGAGAUGAAGUCAUUAUUCCGAAUCCAAGAUAUCAUUGCUUGUGCCAAACAGGUUAUCACUGUGGUCGAGAUCAGUGCACGGGACGGCAGGGGCUUAUCUGAUGUAAUGAAGUGGUUGCAAUCCACCCUGCAUGAUUGAAGUUGGAAUCUGGAAAUGCCAAGAAGCUGAAGCGUUUCCUGCAAGCGGCGGAACAACAUUGCCAUCACAAACUUUGAUGUAGAAAUAUGUCAUUUAAAUUAUUCAGUGGAUUGCCUCUUAACUGGCAAAUUGGAUGGUUGCUACUGCAUGUAGAUGCAUUGAAAGGGAAUAUUGAAGCUGCUAACGGUAAGCACAGUAAUCAUAUACAGCAUUGUAUGAUUUUCUCUAGGUAUUUGUACAGAUGAAUUAAUUGCAAGUAAACAUGCUGCAACAGAGGAACCAAUCAGGUUUUGUAGGCAACAUGAAGUUUAAUUUCACACAGUUUCUAUGCUUUGUAUUAUUUUCUGGUCCAUGAAAUCAGAUCUAAUGGAAGUACAAAGCAAACAAAUUCCUGUUCUAUAACACACUAGAGAUUCAGAUUGCUCAAGUCUGAGUAUCUUAUUCAAGACUUUGUGUGCACAGUCUCUUGUGUUUCAGUUGUCAGUAGUUUAACUAUUUUCUACAACAACAGUGAUCUAACUUUGAGAACCAAAAAUUCGUAGUCCUACCAAAUAUUAACUUGACGGGCUUUAGCAGAUAGCUUUUGCCAAUGGUGCAAUCUCUGUUGUUCCUUGAGCCAGAAAUUCCAUCCAGACCAGUAUACAGGGGUAACACUGACCUACUGAAUUAAAUACCAUAUACAAUAUUUGCUGUAGUGCAUACUGUUGCUUUUCUGUGAGGUACAUUAGAAAUACCGUAUGUUCUGGUGUAUAAGACGACUUUCUAAAUCAUACAAAUCUUCUCUAGGGUCGUCUUAUAUGCCCAGUCGUCUUAUACGCCGGAAAAUAGAGUAUUUUCCGGCGUAUAAGACGACUUUCUAAUCAUGCAAAUCUUCUCCAAAGUUGGGGGUCGUCUUAUACACCGGAAAAUAUGGUAUGUUAAUUUUGUGGUGUUUCCUUGAUUUUAAUUGCUUCUCACUAGAAUCUCACAUUCUUAGAAAAUUUAGGUUUUUGAUGAGCUCAUACCAUCAUGUGAACCAGAUUAUCUGAGUCAUGGGACACCAGCAAAAACGACAUCUACAAUGGCUCAGUAGAUUAUAGUUGAAUUACAAAAUGGGUGUGCAAUGUAGCAAUUCUAAAGUUCUGCAUGACUAAUUAGUUCUUUCAACCAAUUAAAAAUGGUGAAGUUUAAGAUGUAACAAGAUGAGAGUCUUACCAAUAUUGGAUGUAUUCUAUUUAAAAUUCAGUUCUUCUGUUACUCUUUCACGUAAACUUUUAUCUUCUCAGCUUUCCAUUUUAUUCUCUUGUAUCAGUGACCUCCAUCAGAGCCACUAACCAAUUAUUCCAAUUCAAAGACUCUCGAGAAUCUUUGAAUGGCUUGUAAGAAACCAAAUAUAUACUAGGGUUAAAAGUAAGGAAUAUUUACAGAAUGAAUGCUGGCAU